AUGGUGAUGCCGCCCCGCUCCUCAUCGUCCGGCAUGCGGAGCAUCCGCCGGGAGCUCCAGCGCAGGAGGCCCAAGCCCUUGGCGCCCACGAGGCCGGCCGCCAAGAAGCCCUCCGCGCCGCCACAGCCGCGUGAAGCUGCGCGCGACAAGGUCCAGGAGACACGCCCUCGUCCGCCGCGCGUGGAGGAUCCGUCUUCGACUACCUCCCAGUCCCGAGGCUCCGCCGGCACCACCCACGCGCCGCCACCGCAUCGCCCUCGGCCUGACGCUCCGCCGCGCUCUUCUGUUGCCUCUCCCUCUACGCCACCGCCGUCUCGGUCCAGCGCCUCCUCGACCGGGUCCGCGUGCGCAGCCACCCCCGGCGUCACCGCGCACCUGAAGCCCGGCACGGCGGUUCUUGUGCGCACGAGGACCGCGAUACAGGCGAUGGGAAAAGCCGUCGUGCUCUGGCUCCCCGCGACGGUCGUGCAGCCCACCGAUGGAGGCUACGAGGUCGUCUACAAGGGCAAGUUACCUCGUGAAGACCCCUACGCCACCGUCCACAUCGCGCGUGACCACGUCAGGGUGCAGAAACCGUCAACGACGACUCCGCCGCCGUCCCAGCCGCCAUCCAGCGCCGCCAGCUCCUACGCGUCCGCCACCACCACCAUGGCCGCCGCAUGCAAGAGUUCGGAGAUGCAUCCCGCGCCAAGGCCGACCACGGCGGGGAAGUCCCUGCGCCUCGUCCGCAACCUCGCGUCCGAGAUGGAGCGCCAGUCCCGGGCUGCCUUGUCGGGAUACUAG
Messenger RNA from Phragmites australis (common reed), 783 nucleotides. RefSeq lists its product as uncharacterized. The transcript has a single exon. The coding region runs from base 1 to 783 and encodes 260 amino acids. Lineage: Eukaryota; Viridiplantae; Streptophyta; Magnoliopsida; Poales; Poaceae. The record is from RefSeq and is a predicted model, not a curated record.